CUUGAAAUAAGUUCUCUUUCAGACUCACUGAGGGUCACAACAGUAAAAUGUCUGAGGCUGAUGGAAUAGUGUACUCUGAUGUUAAGUUCACAAGACCGAAGAGAAACACCAGUGGGACCGUUUCCUCAGAGGCUGAACCCACAUACUCUGAAGUCAGGUACUUGAAGACUCAGCCAUCCACAGAGCUCCCUGGUUCCCAACAACACCCAGUGUCAAAUGGAGGGUCAAAGGUCACACCAGAGAGAGUGGUCAUAGUAGUUCUCAGUGCUCUCCUGGCAGCUGCUGUCAUCGCUCUCGGCUUUACCUAUUCUAAAAACAUUCAAACCAUGAAACGUCUCCAAAAUCUGUCAGCAGUGAACAAAAAUCUCACAGAGAGACGCUGUGAAGUAAAAUCAUGCAACACGGUGCAGCAAACAUGUCCACAACCUCCUGUAGUAAAAGAAAAUGACUCAUGUACAAAAUGUGAACAUGGCUGGGAGCAGCAUGGAAGACAGUGUUAUUAUUUCUCCAUCAAUCAUUUAACCUGGAAUAACAGCAGAGAUGAAUGCCAACAGAAAGGAGGAGAUCUGGUUCAGAUAGACAGCAGAGAGGAGCAGACAUUCCUGGAGCUGAAACUGAGAGAAAAAAUGAACUCUGAUGAGGACAAGUUCUGGAUCGGACUGACAGACUCAGAGAAAGAGGGCACAUGGUUGUGGGUAGACGGCUCACCACUGAACGAGAGGUUGACAUUUUGGAACGGCAGUGAGCCAGAUAACUGGACAGUGGGAGAUCGUGAUGGAGAGGACUGUGUGAGGAUGGGAGAGAAAACAGGAGCUCCUGAUCUGAAAUGUUGGUUUGAUGAAUCCUGCAAAGCGUCUUUCAGAUAUAUUUGUGAGAAACCAGCAGAAACUGGACAUUGUAAGUGUCUGAAGUUUAAAUGAAGUCUCAGCCUCUUAAACAAUCUACUUUAUCUACUCUAUUUAAUCAAGAUACAGAAUUUGGAGAUGUUUUAUUUUUAUAUGUGUAAUGUUACAAUAAAUGAAUAAAUAAGGAAAAUAUUAAAAUGCAGUUUUUUUAAUGUGGCCAACAAUACUAUUAUAUAUUAUAUCAUCAGACUAUAGUAUUCUUAUGUAUUAAUGGAAAAGCAGCUUUUUACUGUCAUAGUUUGUUGAGG
Dicentrarchus labrax (European seabass) is the source of this 1153-nucleotide messenger RNA. Its product is annotated as C-type lectin domain family 4 member E-like. The coding region runs from base 48 to 920 and encodes 290 amino acids. Lineage: Eukaryota; Metazoa; Chordata; Actinopteri; Moronidae. The transcript is spliced from 8 exons. The record is from RefSeq and is a predicted model, not a curated record.